Ailuropoda melanoleuca (giant panda) is the source of this 4911-nucleotide messenger RNA. RefSeq names its product solute carrier family 26 member 9 (gene SLC26A9). The transcript is spliced from 20 exons. Gene Ontology annotation, biological process: transmembrane transport. The coding region runs from base 1 to 2376 and encodes 791 amino acids. Gene Ontology annotation, cellular component: membrane. NCBI's taxonomy places the organism in Eukaryota, Metazoa, Chordata, Mammalia, Carnivora, Ursidae. The record is from RefSeq and is a predicted model, not a curated record.
AUGAGCCAGCCCAGGCCCCGCUACGUGGUAGACAGAGCUGCAUACUCUCUCACCCUCUUUGAUGAUGAGUUUGAGAAGAAGGACCGGACAUACCCACUGGGAGAGAAACUUCGCAAUGCCUUCAGAUGUUCCUCAGCCAAGAUCAAAGCGGUGGUGUUUGGGCUGCUCCCCGUGCUCUCCUGGCUCCCCAAGUACAAGAUCAAAGACUACAUCAUCCCCGACCUGCUGGGCGGACUCAGCGGUGGAUCCAUCCAGGUCCCACAAGGCAUGGCAUUUGCUCUCCUGGCCAACCUUCCUGCCGUCAACGGCCUCUACUCCUCCUUCUUCCCCCUCCUCACCUACUUCUUCCUGGGGGGUAUACACCAGAUGGUGCCAGGUACCUUUGCGGUUAUCAGCAUCCUGGUGGGUAACAUCUGUCUGCAGCUGGCCCCAGAGUCGAAAUUCUGGGUCUUCAACAACGCCACCAACAAAAGCUACAUGGACACAGCCGCCAUGGAGGCCGAGAGGCUGCACGUGUCAGCGACACUGGCCUGCCUGACUGCCAUCAUCCAGAUGGGCCUGGGCUUCGUGCAGUUCGGCUUUGUGGCCAUCUACCUCUCCGAGUCCUUCAUCCGGGGCUUCAUGACAGCAGCCGGCCUGCAGAUCCUGAUCUCCGUGCUCAAGUACAUCUUUGGACUGACCAUCCCUUCCUACGCAGGCCCGGGGUCCAUUGUCUUUACCUUCAUUGACAUUUGCAAAAACCUCCCCCACACCAACAUCGCCUCGCUCAUCUUCGCCCUCAUCAGUGGCGUCUUCCUGAUGCUCGUGAAGGAACUCAAUGCUCGCUACAUGCACAGGAUUCGCUUCCCCAUCCCUACGGAGAUGAUCGUGGUGGUGGUGGCAACAGCUAUCUCUGGGGGCUGUAAGAUGCCCCAAAAGUAUCACAUGCAGAUCGUGGGAGAGAUCCAACAUGGCUUCCCCACCCCCGUGUUGCCUGUGGUUUCCCAGUGGAAGGACAUGAUGGGCACCGCCUUCUCACUGGCCAUUGUGGGCUAUGUCAUCAACCUGGCCAUGGGCCGGACCCUGGCCAGCAAGCACGGCUACGAUGUGGAUUCUAACCAGGAGAUGAUUGCCCUGGGCUGCAGCAACUUCUUUGGCUCUUUCUUUAAAAUCCACGUCAUUUGCUGUGCUCUCUCGGUCACUCUGGCUGUGGAUGGAGCUGGAGGAAAAUCCCAGGUGGCAAGCCUGUGUGUAUCCCUGGUUGUGGUGAUCACCAUGCUGGUCCUGGGGUCCUACCUGUACCCUCUCCCCAAGUCUGUGCUCGGAGCACUGAUAGCCGUCAACCUCAAGAACUCCCUCAAGCAACUCGCUGACCCCUACUACCUGUGGAAGAAGAGCAAGCUGGACUGUUGUGUCUGGGUGGUCAGCUUCCUCUCCUCGUUCUUCCUGAGCCUGCCCUACGGUGUGGCCGUGGGCGUCGCCUUCUCUGCCCUGGUUGUGGUCUUCCAGACUCAGUUUCGAAAUGGCUACACUUUGGCCCAGGUCAUGGACACUGACAUUUAUGUUAAUCCCAAGACCUAUAGUAGGGUCCAGGAAAUCGAGGGUGUUAAGAUUGUCACUUACUGCUCCCCUCUCUACUUUGCCAACUCAGAGAUCUUCAGACAAAAAGUCAUUGCCAAGACGGGUGUGGACCCCCAGAAAGUACUGCUGGCCAAGCAAAAAUACCUCAGGAAGCAGGAGAAGGGGAGGCUGAGGCCCACACAGCAGAGGAAGUCUCUGUUCAUGAAAACCAAGACUGUCUCCCUGCAGGAACUCCAGCAGGACUUUGAGAACGCCUCCCCGACGGACCCCAAUAACAACCAGACCCCUGCUAAUGGUGCCAGCGUCUCCUACAUCACCUUCAGCCCUGACAGCUCCCCAGCGGCCCACUGUGAGCCACCAGCCUCCACCGAGACCCCCAGUGAGCCCUGUGACAUGCUGGCCAGCGUCCCACCCUUUGUCACCUUCCACACCAUCAUCCUCGAUAUGAGUGGGGUCAGCUUUGUGGACUUGAUGGGCAUCAAAGCCCUGGGCAAGCUGAGCUCCACCUACGGGAAGAUUGGUGUGAAGGUCUUCUUGGUGAACAUCCAUGCCCAGGUGUACAAGGACAUCAGCCAUGGUGGUGUCUUUGAAGACGGGUGUCUAGAGCGUGAUCACGUCUUUCCCAGCAUACAUGAUGCUGUCCUCUUUGCCCAGGCAAAUGCCAGAGAAGUGGCCCCAGGACGUGACUUCCACGGGGCUCCAGUGGACCCAGAGCUGUCCUUAUAUGAUUUGGAGGAGGACAGCCCCAGCUACUGGGACUUAGAGCAGGAGAUGUUCGGGAGUAUGUUUCACGCAGAGACCCUGACUGCCCUGUGAGGGCCCCGCCAGCCCCCCAUGCUACCUCCAGGGCACGAGGCAUCUGGGACUCCCAAGAAGAAUGAGCCUGGGGUCAUGAAGAGCUGCGGGUAGAGGAGAGCACAUCCACCAGGACCUCAGGACCCUCCCUUCCCUCCCCUCACCCCUCCCCUUCCCCUGCCUCACUCCUGGCAUCUCUAGAGCCAGCCACUUUCAGCAGCAAGGACAGCCACCUCUUCAGCCUCCUGCUGACGCUCAGGGCCCUGGCCAGAAUGAGAAAGCCUACUGCUCGCCCUGCCGCACCCACACAGGCACAGCCCAUGGCAGCUGACGGGACCCCUGCCCCCCACAGACUGCUGCCUUUAAGAGAGAGCCAAGAACAGAAGGGAAAGGAUGUCCCUGCUGACGGAGUGUGCAAAGGCCCUUGGGCCCAAACUGCUUGGUGUCAGAUGGUGUCAAGCGAUCACAGGACACGGGGAUGAACUUGCUUAGGACUUGAUGGCUUGCCCCCUCCAGCUGCCCCAACUCAGUCCUUGGCAGCUGUGUGUUCCUGGGACCCCAUGCUCCUGACACCCCAGGAUCUGCCACAGCCUCUGAAACAUGAUCUCUGCCCCCCGCCUUCAGGGGCUGCCCCCUUCCACUCGAGACACGCUGGGAAUCCCAGAACAACAGGGAGGGUAGCUACCAGAAUCCUCCGGCAACCUAGUAACAGACGCCAGUUAUCCUGCAUCACAGCUUUUGGGAAUCCUUUCUUGUCCUAGACACUUCGGGAGGGGCAUGCUAGGGACAACCAAGGGCCAGCUGGUGGGACCUGAGCCCUGACAGUCCCCCUGACUUCAGAAACGCCUCCCCCGCUUAGGAAGUCGGCUUUGUGCUUUUUUCACUUGGCAAGAGCCAAUGAUUUGAACUCUCCCUUAUCAGCUUGGAGCCUAGAUCCUUCAGCCAGGCAGGGGAGAAAGCCACCCAAGGGCCAGCGGCAUCCCCCGAGUGGGUGCAGAACACGGCAAAGGGCUGAUCCAGACUGGGUCUUCCUCCAUGGGCUUCCAUAACAAACUCAGGACCUGAAGUCAUCUUCUGCUAGGACAGAUGGGAAGAGGGGUACGUUAUUCAUGGAUAUGAGGGGUUAAUAGAGGAACCCUGCCGUUGACUUGAAAAUAAAUAGAUGGCAUGUGCAAGUAUUUGGGGAAAUUUCCAUGGAAGUGCACAGAAAACCUUUCGGUCUUCCCCCACUGCUCUCCCAAGCUCCUUCAACUCAGUGACCCUGCUCAACAGGUUGGGCUGGCCCAGCCUGAAAACAAAAAGCCCAAUUCCUAAUUUCAGCCUGACCUGCGUUGUGUGUCUGUGUGUCGAGUGAGCUGGUCAGCUAGCAAGUCUUCUUAGAGUUAAAGGAGAGGGUGCUGGCAAAGAGCCAACAGAUUCUUGGCCUACAAGCAUGGCUUCUCUGCGAUUUCAUUAUGCCAUCUGGCUGCCAAUGGAACUCAAACUUGGAAGCCGGAAGACAAUGUUAUCUGGGAUUCACCGUGCCUAGCACCCGAAGUGCCAAAUUCCAGGAGGACAAGAACUUUAGCCAAUGACAACUCAUCCUCCCCUACUCCACCUCCUUCAAAGUCCAACUCGGACCCAGGAGGUAGGGGAAGGUCACAGAGCCUCAGGACAUCCCAAGCAGAGGUGUCCUUUGAACCAAGUGUCCAGACGGUGGAGGUAAAAUUGGAAACACAUGGGCUAGAAGGAGACAUUGAAGAAAACUCCACUGCUGGAAGACUUCGAAAAGAACACAAGCAAAGUCAAAUAGACCGUGUUCCGGACAUGACUGAGGCAGGAAAGGAGGACAAAGUAGUGAAAUAAUCCAGAAUUUCAAUCCUUUUGAAUGUUCUUAGUGAUACUGACCUGUGAUGAUGGGAUCCCCGGGGAAGCCUGGGACUCGCGAUGUUUGUGUAAUUUAUUUAAUUUAAACAGCACUCUCCUUUUGUUCAUUUUGGUAAUAAAGUGGUUUUGAAAUGUGAACAAAUGCAUGUGUUUGGGUGGCUUGACCGCAAGACAGAGCAAGUCACCUCCAGAAUAAGCGGGCUUCGCUUUGCACUGUCCUAGACGGAAACGAGCAGAGAGCCAUUCACCAAUAUGGCAGAAGAUUUCAGCACACUUCUCUCACUGUUGGUAAAUCAUAUGGAUGAAAAAAAAUAGUGUGGUAUGAAAGAGUUAAACAACAAAGAAAACAAUCUUGUUCCGAUGGACAUGUGUUAAAUUGUGCACACAACAACUACAAUGCGUACUUCCUAAGUACACAUGAAAUAUUUACAGCAGUUGAUCACGUUCUAGGCUCUACACCAUUCUCAACGGAUUUGGAAGAAUAGGCAUUUUCCACAGCAAUGACCACAAUGCAUUGAAGCUAAAAAUCAAUGACAAAAAGAUAACUUGCACACAAAAAGGAUGAGUUUUUUUAAAAAUACUUCUAAAUAACUCAGAGUCAAAAAAGAGAUUAUAUGGAAAAUUGAAAACAUUUAGACUUAAACAAGAAUGCAAAUACUACGUAUUAAAACUGCAGGGAGGGGCACCUAG